Molecule: messenger RNA, 1631 nt
Organism: Annulohypoxylon truncatum
Lineage: Eukaryota; Fungi; Ascomycota; Sordariomycetes; Xylariales; Hypoxylaceae
Product: NAD(P)-binding protein
Exons: 2
Coding region: 486-1481 (331 amino acids)
Cellular component (GO): lipid droplet; endoplasmic reticulum membrane; mitochondrial outer membrane
Molecular function (GO): 3-beta-hydroxysteroid 3-dehydrogenase (NADP+) activity
Source: RefSeq, a predicted model, not a curated record
UGUUAAGCUCCAGUAAUAGUUCCCUGGUUCCUAUACCGUGCUUCCCACCGUGUAGAAGGAUCAAAAUGGCUGGUGGAUGAUAUACGCUAGUAAUGCACUCCAGUAUAAUCUUUGAACAUUCAGCUAACGAGAUACCUCUACAGCAUACCCAUUACAAGUCUACAAGCCAGGUACCAGUCGAACUUGAUCAGUAUGAUGGUAUCGUCAUGCAGCAGAGCUAUCUCCCCGGCCGGCGGUUCAGUUACGCCAUGAAUAAGGUGGACCAUAGCUUACAAAGCUACCCGGCCCUUACCCACUCACAUCUACACACUUAUUACUUACAGCCAUAGCAGGCUAAUGAAUAGCUCGUUCCUUCAUCCCAAACUAAACUUUUGGCAGCUUACCUACUACCUACCUAAGCACCUAAAUCUAAGAGCUAUAGUGGAACUCAUACUUGCAGCUUGUCAAGCUACAACCUCUUACACAUUGGCACUAUAAACUACAUCAUGACCGGCACUAUUAUCAUCACUGGGGCAAACGGCUCUGUUGCUAUCCCUGCUGUGAAGCAUCUUUUGGAGAAAUAUCCCGAUUAUACAGCGGUCUUAACUGUCCGCAAUACCGAUGAUUCGGACUCCAACACCAAGAAGCUGCGUGAGACGAUCGCGAGCUUCCCGAACGCUAAGACGUCUAUCCGCCAACUAGAUCUAGCUAACCUCAACGCCGUGCACGAGUUUGCUGGCACAAUUGCUGCCGAGAUUGCAGACAAGAAGUUGCCGCCGCUUGCUAGCAUCGUCUGCAAUGCGUACUACUGGAAUUUGGCUCGCGACCCCGAGUUCACGGCGGAUGGAGUUGAGACAACCAUCCAGGUGAACCACAUCUCUCAUGCCGCCUUGGUCCUUCGACUUCUAGGUAGCUUCGGGCCUGAGGGUGGUCGUAUCGUGCUUUUCACCAGCGACGGACACUUCCCCGGCAAGAAUGGUCUGGAGAAAUACCCGCCAGGUAUCCCCGACGACCUAGAUUCAUUGUUGAAAGCCUCUCCAGAUGCCGACAAACUCGGUCGCGGCUUCAACCGAUAUGCCAACUCGAAAUUAGCUAUCCUCAUGUGGGGAUUUGCGCUGAAUAGGUAUCUUGAGAAGAACGAAGAACUGCGCAAGAUCACGGCCAUCAUAAUUGACCCGGGCAACCUUGCUGAUUCACGGGCGCUGCGCACGAACACGCCCAAGUUUCUCCAGUACGUUCAGAGGUUUGCGCUUCAACCUUUGCGACCCAUUCUCCGCUACGCGGAUCCGACCCUGCGCACAACGACAGAAGCUGGCGUAGAUGUCAUUGAUCUGGCCACGAACAAAGCAUAUCCAGGAGAGCGUGGUUACCUGAAGCAGCUGAAGAGAGAGCCUAGCUCUCCAGACAGUCUAAAUGAGGAUAAACAGCAGAAGUUGUGGGCUAAGAGUGCCGAAUGGGCAAAGAUUACGAAGGAGAAUACUGUUCUCGCAGAUAGCAUUUGAACGAGGCACAUGGGAGAUGAAUGACGAGGGAUGAGACUACAUAAGAUAGCUGUUUCGGUCUGGUUUUCAUAGGUAGGUUACGAGGAUAGGUGGCGGACUUCUGUCAUUUCUGAGAAUACAGUUUCCAUCAAUUGGACGAAUAUAUCCGAA